CUUGGGAGUUAUUUGGGCAUAUAACGAAACGAUUUGAGGCAUUUGAGGAAAAUCAUCCACUUGGGUCUCACUCGAACUUCACAAUCUUGAGUGAUCCAAUAAUGGAAAAUCUGCAUUUCGUGCUUGGAGCUGCGUGGUUGUGAGGGAAGUCCAUCUGCCAACAAGAGUUAAAUUAAAAAAAUAACAAUAAAAGAAGACACAAACAAGGGUAAACGACAACGUUACACUUCAAUCCAAGAGUGAUGAUGGCGGUGAGCUCCGCCUGCAAAGGUGAUCCGAUGGGGAUGGACAACGGAAAAUAUGUCCGGUAUACGCCGGAGCAAGUCGAAGCUUUAGAACGCUUAUAUCACGACUGCCCAAAACCCAGCUCACUUCGCCGGCAACAACUCAUUCGCGAAUGCCCAAUUCUCUCCAACAUCGAACCCAAACAAGUCAAAGUCUGGUUUCAAAACCGAAGAUGUAGAGAGAAGCAACGAAAAGAGGCAUCGAGGCUACAAGCUGUGAAUCGGAAGCUAUCAGCCAUGAACAAGUUGUUAAUGGAGGAGAACGAUAGGUUGCAGAAACAAGUUUCUAAUUUGGUAUACGAAAACGGCUAUUUUCGUCAGCAAACUCAAAACACGGCGCUCGCCACCACGGAUACAAGCUGCGAGUCGGUGGUGACGAGCGGUCAACACCAUUUGACUCCUCAAAAUCCACCAAGGGAUGCCAGUCCUGCAGGGCUUUUGUCUAUUGCAGAGGAGACUUUAACAGAGUUUUUAUCAAAGGCAACUGGGACUGCUGUAGAGUGGGUCCGAAUGCCUGGGAUGAAGCCUGGUCCGGAUUCCAUUGGAAUCAUCGCUAUUUCUCAUGGUUGCACAGGUGUCGCAUCACGUGCAUGUGGUCUAGUUGGUCUAGAACCUACUAGAGUUGUCGAAAUCUUAAAAGAUCGGCCAUCCUGGUGUCGCGAUUGUCGAGCUGUUGAUGUUCUUAAUGUGCUCACAACUGGAAGUAAUGGCACCAUUGAGCUUCUUUACAUGCAGCUUUAUGCACCAACAACUUUAGCUCCAGCACGUGACUUUUGGUUACUUCGGUAUACGUCUGCUUUGGAAGAUGGCAGCUUAGUGGUUAUAAACGUACACGAUAGGUUAUUUUCUGCCAACCACAAUGAAAUAUCAUGUGUGUUCUAA
This is a messenger RNA of Lactuca virosa, 1166 nucleotides long. NCBI's taxonomy places the organism in Eukaryota, Viridiplantae, Streptophyta, Magnoliopsida, Asterales, Asteraceae. The record is from the annotation of a GenBank genome assembly.